AAGAUGAAUCAAUGGAGGUUUCAGCUGGGUGAUUGUGUGUCGUGAAAGCAGACUUUACUCCAUCAAAUUACGUUUUGUGUUUUGUGCUCAUUUUCAAUACACACUUUUAUUUUGUGUUUGUUAUUUAAUGAAUUGCAAGCAUUAAAUUAUUGUAUGUGGUGUAAUUCAAUAUCAAAUUUGCUUUGCAUUGUUGUUAAUGUAAUGCAAGCAAUAAUUACAAAAACUUAAGUGAUUAUGUGUAUAGACAGUAGUAAUUUGCAAUAAAAAUGUGAAGCUGUGUGCACAUAAUAGUUUUAGGAAAUGAAAAUGGAGAUAAUAAUUAAUUCCAAAUGCAGUCUCAUUGGAAUGGAAAAUUAUUGAUCAUGUCUUCAUAAAUUGAAGAAUAUCAUUUUUAUUCUGUAAAAAGAAUUGCACCAACAUUCACAAGGAACAGUUAAUGGAUCUUUUUUUAAUGUAGAUGAUGUAUUUUGUGCAUAAAGUAAAAGUUUAAUUGUUUCGUACACAUUCCUACAUAAGGAUUGAAGCACCUAGGGUAAGCAUGAACUCCUUUACGAAAAGUCAGGUGCAGCCAGUGUUGCUACUCUUCUCACUUCCCUCACUUCACUUCUCACCUUUCACUAUCUCACCUUUCCUGUAGUUGCUGAAGUGAAGACAUUUAUCAACAACUUUUUGUUCUUCAAAGAAUUUCAGUGCAUCACAACAACAAACGGAAACUGAUAACACAAGGCUGCUGGCGCGGUGGCCUGUACUGCAAAUAGCUAGUGAAUGUCCAACUCGUGCUCGUUGCUUUCAUCUUAAAUAAAAAUUGAAUGUUUGUUUAGAAUUUAUAAAGGGUAUUAAGAAUAUUAAGUUAACAGAUAUUUUUGUUUAAGGAAGAAAUGGUUUUUAUUUGACAAUCCUCUGUAGUUUAAAAUAUUAUCAAUGUUGUGUUGAACCAUUAACUCAGGGAAUCGUGAGCGAACAGCUCGGUCACUUUCUUCCCAUCAAAUAUGCUUAUUUUAUCUGAAUAAUUUUUCUAUCCACUUGACAGCUGGUGGUGGGGUAAAACUAUGUUGCCUCUUACUCAUUCAUAUAGCAUUCUUGCGUCAGAUCACAACAACAGCAGCAGCAGUAGCAAAAAAAUAAAUUGAGAGCACAGAUGAUUCAUUUUUCAUUUUUUUCUUCAUAAGCAUCUCAUUGGUAAUUCUGCAGUGAAUUCACAAUUUGAAGCCUCUGAUUGGAUAAAGGAACUUCCUCUCCCCUGUCAGCUGCUAGCUGUUGAGUAGGCAUAAAUAUUAUUCAGACAAUAGUAACACAUUUGGGUUUUUCACUGUAAUGGAAGAACUGACAAAAACUAAAACUUACCAGAGGUCUGCCAUGUAACUUUCCUGUUAUUGCCUCCUCAAACAAUAUGUGUAUCGAAACUUCGUGCAGUAGUUGCAAGAUUGAACUAGAAGUAGUGAAGCCCUAGAAGUAGUGGAGUUGAUGUGUCUCCCUGGAGCUCUAAGGGAAAUAUAGUGCUCCAGAAAGGUCUCUCCACUUGCUGGUGCAACAGAAAUUAUGUUGGUAGCUCGAGCUGUAGCAUGAAAUCGUAAUUAGCUUACUCAUCACAAUUGUAAUAGAUGCUGCUAGUGUUGUUCCCUUCACUUGUUUCCCAGUGAUCUAGUUGCUACCAAAAUUAAUACAAAAUGCAGGAGGCCCUGAUUCAGUUCACUGUGGAGACACUUUCUUGGCACAUUGUAUUAGAAGGAUGGAGAGAUGCAGAUAACUUCUCUGGCAUGGCAAUGGGGAGUUAAAGCGCCGUAUGACACCACAUACAAUGAGCAUUCAAGGGAGAGGCCACCUUCAGUACGAUUGAGUAUAUCUAAACAGGAACAGGGAGAGUGGUAGCACUCGUCAAGAUACUUGCUGCGCAUUGUAUGACAGAUGCAUCCGUUUUGAGAACAUUAUUACACCUCUUUUUUUUUUUGCCUGCCAAACAUUGAAAUAUUUUAAAUAAAUACAUCUUGUUAAAA
This is a messenger RNA of Gryllus bimaculatus (two-spotted cricket), 1994 nucleotides long. Lineage: Eukaryota; Metazoa; Arthropoda; Insecta; Orthoptera; Gryllidae. The record is from the annotation of a GenBank genome assembly.